UCUGUUUGGACAGUUUUCACACAUACGUAGUAAAGAACAAAAAAAAAUAGUUGACCUUAGUGCGUUUCUCUUAUAUUCCAAUCUCAUCACUUCAAUUAUAUUUUUGAUCGUGAUCAUUCAUGGCUGUUGUUGGUGAAGCUUUUCUGUCUGCUUUCCUUGAAGCUGUCCUUAAUGAUGCUGAACAGAAACAACUCAAAGACUCUGCUGUUAACAACUAGUUUGAUGACCUCAAAGAUGCUCCCUAUAUAGCUGACGACCUUCUCGAUCAUAUCUCUACUAAAGUUUCUAUUUCCAAGAACAAGGAGAAGCAUGUGAGUAGUACUAACUACUUCUCUCGCUUUUUCAACUUUGAAGAUAGGGAUAUGGUUUUUAAGUUGGAAGAUAUAUAUAGUUGCUAGGCUUGAAUACAUUCUCAAAUUCAAAGAUAUUCUUAGUCUUCAACAUGUUGCAACUGAUCACCACUCUUCUUGGAGAACUCCAUCCACCUCUCUAGAUGCCGGCGAAUCUAACUUAUUUGGUAGGGAUCAAGACAAAAUUGCCAUAGACGAUGAUCAUGUUGAUGAUAAGACUUGUAUGACUGUGAUCCCCAUAGUUGGCAUGGGUGGUGUGGGAAAAAUCACUUUAGCCCAAUCUGUAUACAAUCGCAGUAUACAGCAGAAAUUUGAUGUUCAAGCAUGGGUUUGUGUCUCUGAUGAUUUUGAUGACUUGAAGGUUACAUAGGCUAUAUUGGAGUCAGUUACACAGAGUUCUUGUAACAUAAAUAACAAAGAGUUACUUCAUUGUGAUUUGAAGGAAAAACUGACUGGAAAAAAGUUCUUGAUUGUUUUGGACGAUGUUUGGAUCAAGGAUUAUAACAGUUGGAAUUCUCUUAUGAUGCCUCUUCAAUACGGAGCUAAGGGAAGCAAAAUUCUUGUAACAACGCGUAGUGAUAAAGUUGCUUCUAUGGUCCAAACUUUUCAAGGUUAUUCUCUUGAGAAAUUGUCUGAUGAAGAUUGUUGGUCAGUGUUUGCAAUCCAUGCAUGCCUUUCACCCGAACAAUCCACCGAGAAGACGGAUCUCCAAAAAACUGGUAGAGAGAUUGUUAGAAAAUGUAAGGGAUUGCCAUUAGCAGCAAAAUCACUUGGAGGCCUUUUGCGAAGUACACAUGACAUCAGUGAUUGGAAUAAUCUACUACAUAGUAACAUUUGGGAAACUCAGAGUAAGAUCAUUCCAGCAUUGAGAAUUAGUUAUCAACAUCUACCCCCUUAUUUGAAACGCUGCUUUGUUUACUGUUCAUUGUUUCCUAAGGAUCAUGAAUUUUACAGAGAGGAACUGAUCUUGUUGUGGAUGGCAGAAGAUCUUUUACAGCCUCCAAAAACUGUCAGUUGUAUGGGUUGUGCUCAACUCAUUGAACUGAGAGUCACAGCAAACAUUUUAUUCCAUACUUUCAGAUGGUGGACAUCUUCAAUUGCUGGACCUACUGCAGAAACUUUUAUCCACGAGAAUAAACGGUUAUCAAACUUGUUGAAUAAGUCGCUGCUGGAAUAUGUAGCUGAACACUCCAUGAAGGAAAUUCCAAACCAGAUGGCUCCAGAGAUAUCAAAUCUGUUAACUAUGCUGGAAUACCGGUUAUGUUGGCUUUGGUUUGUACAACCACGGAGACAGCCGCCAGCCAUACUUCUGUGUGUCCAUGUUUCCAAGGAUCACCCCUCUAUUGGAUUCCUUUCUCAGGGUGAAGAUAAGAAGGAGAAUAACAAAAACGUUCCUUUUUCCCAUUUAACAUACUCCAUUAACACUGUUACAACUAGCUUGGUAGCUUUGGAACUCCUUCUGGAAAGUGUGGAGUUUACCUUAAGGGAGAUAGCCACGGUUCUAAUUCUAGCAUUAUUGUUGAAAAGGUGCGCUAAAACAAAAGCGACUGUGUCAUAAAAUUAGUUGAAGAGAAUUUCAAAACCAAUUUGUGUCCUGGUUUAUCAAGGAAAUUCGCAGUGGAAGCUGUCUGCAUCUGGUAAUGCUCCUUUUUUCAAUUAUCCUCACUAUUUUGAGGACUAUGGUUAUCCUCGUCACCCACAAAAACAGAACAACCAUCCUCUGUAGGCUUGUAUUUAAGUGUACUAGAAUCGAGACUGAAAUAUAAAUAGAUAGGAGACAAAUAGGGAUUGAAAUAUAAAUUGAAUUAAAAUAAAGACAUGUACUUGCAACCAGAGGGUAAUUCCUAUGUUAAUAAUAAUGUCCAAUAGAAGAAUUGCAGAACAAUUAAUUACAAAUAUGCAUAUCAUAAAUCUUGUCUUUACUGUGACAUAGGUGUGGGAGUGGGGGUAUAGAAGAGUAUUCAAAAAAAGUUUUCUUGAAUUAUCUCAACAGUCAUGAAUCUGACCUUCUCUAACAACAAUGCCAUACUUCCGCUUCGACUCAUCUUGUGCAGACUGAGAUCGCUCUCUUGCUGCAGCCAACCUUGUUUCAGCAACACUGCCACAGCUAUUUCAGAACUAGCAGUGCCUUCUUUAGUUUUCUGCCUUGAUGAAACUUGUUCAUAUUUUCUUCUCCAGCUCAUGAAUUCUUGAUUGGUAGAGUCCAAUGAAUUUAAUAUGUUAGAAUAUGCUCUCAUCCAGUAAGUGACGAUUGGCCGGGAAACUUGAACUGAUUUGUCAUAUUCACAUAAAAGAGCAUCAAGAACCUGAACGAUGCAACAAUGUAAUGAUGAUUUUUUUUUCUCUAUAUACAAGUUUAUGUUAUGGAAUAAAGGUCCGACCAUUACAUCAA
Messenger RNA from Medicago truncatula (barrel medic), 2742 nucleotides. RefSeq names its product putative disease resistance protein RGA3. Gene Ontology annotation, molecular function: ADP binding. NCBI's taxonomy places the organism in Eukaryota, Viridiplantae, Streptophyta, Magnoliopsida, Fabales, Fabaceae. The record is from RefSeq and is a predicted model, not a curated record. Gene Ontology annotation, biological process: defense response to other organism.